Messenger RNA from Notechis scutatus (mainland tiger snake), 940 nucleotides. RefSeq names its product peroxiredoxin 2 (gene PRDX2). The record is from RefSeq and is a predicted model, not a curated record. Lineage: Eukaryota; Metazoa; Chordata; Lepidosauria; Squamata; Elapidae. Gene Ontology annotation, biological process: cell redox homeostasis; cellular response to stress; hydrogen peroxide catabolic process. Gene Ontology annotation, molecular function: thioredoxin peroxidase activity. Gene Ontology annotation, cellular component: cytosol.
CUGCCCUCUUCCCGUCUCUCAGGGUAUAAAACCCUCCGCGGUAGCCGCGGGUUUCUUCUUUUGCUGGUGCCACACCUCCUUUCCCUGCAAGCGGUCCCUUUUGCCUCGUGCUGUUCGCGGAGACUGCGGAAAUGGCCUCUGGUAAAGCAUAUAUUGGGAAACCAGUUCCAGAUUUUCGUGCUACAGCAGUGGUAGAUGGCAACAUCAAAGAUAUAAAGUUAUCAGACUACAGAGGCAAAUAUGUGGUUCUGUUCUUCUACCCACUGGAUUUUACCUUUGUCUGUCCCACUGAGAUAAUAGCUUUCAACGAUCGAGUUGAGGAGUUCCGCAAGAUUAAUUGUGAGGUUAUUGCUGCUUCUGUCGACUCUCAAUUUACCCAUUUGGCUUGGACAAAUACAGCAAGAAAGGAUGGUGGCUUGGGUUCAACAAAUAUCCCACUUGUAGCAGACAUCAACCAUAACAUUUGUAAGGAUUACGGCGUGCUCAAGGAAGAGGAUGGCAUUGCAUACAGAGGCCUGUUCAUAAUAGACGAUAAAGGCAUCCUGCGACAGAUCACAGUCAAUGACCUACCUGUGGGACGUUCUGUGGAUGAGACACUGCGCCUGGUUCAAGCCUUCCAAUUUACAGACCAGCAUGGUGAAGUGUGCCCAGCUGGCUGGCAACCUGGCGGUGACACCAUCAAGCCUAAUGUGAAAGACAGCAAGCUUUUCUUUGCCAAGCAACAGUAGAUUUCUCCUUUUGUAUGCUCUAUUAAUGAAGUAAUCUGGCUUAAUGUAAAUGGAUUUGCAAUAAAUUGUCCAUAACAAAGAGUUUUGGGAGAUAGUUUGUCUAUAAAAGUAGGCUGCCGUAUAAGUAAUUGCCCAUAGAACUAGUUUAGAUGCAAAUUUCAGUUGGGCAUCUUCAUUUCUCAGUAAAAUGAUCAUUAAAGGAAGCCUGAUGU